AUGGUCAAAGAUCAAAGUAAAUCUCGAAAAUCAUCAAUUGAAGAAAAUAAAUCUAAUAUAAAUACAAGUAAUAAUGAUAAAUCAAAAACUCCCAAAAAUCAAGAAGAAAUAGAAGAAGACAAUGAAGAUGAUGAUGAAGACAAUGAAGAGGAUUCUUUAAUAAGACUUUCACAACAAGCACAGCGAAGAAAAUUAAGUCAACAAUCACGAGAUUUUCAUGAACCUGGAGUUUUAGUUGAUGAAUUUAGUGGUAGUGAAAAUGAAGAUCUACGAGAUAAUCUUGAACUUGAUAGUGGCUUAAUUGUUGAAGAAGAACAUAGUGAUGAUAACAGUCACGAUUCUGACGAUCAUGAUGAUGAAGAAGAAAAUGAAUAUAACGAUGAAGAUAACGAUGAAGAUAAUGAUGACAUACAUGAGCAUGAUGAGGAUGAGGACGAGGAAGCCAUUAAUGAAGAAGAAUUAGAAAUGAUUGAAACUGCUGAUUUUUUACGUCAUUUGAUGCAUGCAAGAAGAAGAACUGAUGUUAUAACAAAUUCAAAUGAAUCAAAUAGUGGAAAUAAUAAUGGUGAAGAAAGUCAAUCCAAUGACACAAAUAAUGGGAAUGAAAGUUCAACAAGAAAUCAUGAGGAAGGAGGUGAAGAUGAUAUGGAUGAAAUGGAAGAUUUCGAUCCAAAUGAUCCAAGAGCUGAGUUUUUAAGAGCAAUUGGUGCACUUCCUGGUGCUAGAGGAGAAGCUAAUGGUGGCGCUCCAGGAGCAAAUGGAGCAGGAUUUGUAGAUGUAAUGCAAAGAUUAAUGGGUGGAGGUGUCAUGUUUGGAGGAAAUUCUGGAGAUCAUGGAGAAAUUGAAGCAUUAAUUAAUAAUUUAGAACAAAAAGAUGAUACAUAUAUAGUUUUAGAAUCAUUAAAUGAAUUAUCAGAACGAUUAUUAAUGAUGAAUGGAUUAACAGCAGAAAGAUUAAUACCUGCCAAUAAAUUAGCAAGAAGUCUUGUUGGUAUAAUGGAAGAUCCAAAAUUAGAAGAUGAAUUAGAAUUACAUCUUGUUGCAUGUCGUUGUUUAUAUAAUUUUUUGGAAGUAAAUCAAGAUUUUAUUCAUGAUGCAUUAAAUAAUAAUGCUAUACCAGCAUUAUGUAAUAAAUUAUUAGAAAUUAAAUAUAUUGAUUUAACUGAACAAGCAUUACAAACUUUAGAAAUGAUUUCAAAAGAUACAAUAUCUCAUAAUAGUAUUAUUUCAAAUAAUGGUUUAACUGCAUGUUUACAAUAUCUUGAUUUUUUAACAGUUCAUGCUCAAAGAAAAUGUUUAAGUAUUGUAUCAAAUUCUUGUACUAAUAUAACAAUGAAUAAUUAUCCAAAAGUUAAAGAAGCUUUUAAUAGUAUUACUGAAGUUGUUAAAACUCAUAAUGAUCAAAAUGUUGUUGAAAAUGCUUGGAUUACUAUAUCAAGAAUUAUAACUUGUUUUAAAAAUAAACCAGAAUAUUUAAAUGAAAUUUUUACUGGAAAAGAAUUAUUUUUUAAAGAAUUAACAAAUGUUAUAUUGAUUAGUUGUAAUAAAUCUUCAAAUACUGGAUUAGAAUUAGAAAAAGUUUCUGUAUCUUAUGCAACAUGUUCAAGUUUAAUUGUAUCAUUAAUUAUUUUAAGUAGUGUUAGCAUUGAAGUUUCUAAAAUAUUAUUAAGUGAUUGUGAUAUAGGUUUAAUCAUUGUUAAAUCAUUAAAUAAAUUUGGUAGAUCUAAAAAGGAACAAACGUCUUCAACUAAUGACGGUUCUCACAUAAAUAUUGAAUCAUUAAUGGCUGCUCCCAAGGAAUUGAUUUUAUUAUUCAUAACAUUAAUUGGUAACCUUUUACCUAUACAUUAUUCGGCAUCUGAAUCAUUAUAUUUAAGUUCAAAAUUUGAAGAAUAUGAUGAAAGAAAAAAAAUCAAUAAAGAUAGAAUAGAAUUAUGUUCAAAUAUUAUACCUCAAGAUUAUAAAAAAUUUAUAAAUGAAAUUUGGUCAUUAUUAACUUUAAGUUUUCAAGCAACUAUGGAUUUUGAAAUUAGAAGAUCUGGAUUUGUUGAUAUUUAUAGAAUUAUUAAUUCAGUUGAUGAACAAGAUUUGAUUUCAUUAAAAGAUUCAGAUAAAGUAGCUGUGAUUUUAGCUUCUGUUGUGAAUCAAUAUCAACCAAUGUUAUUGAAGGAUUUACAAAAACAUUUUGAAGCAAGAAAUAAUGAUAAAAGGAUUAAAAAUGGUGGUGGUAGUAGUAGUAGUAGAGAUAGUGAAGUUUCUGAAGAUGUGGAUAUGUUAACGAGCGAUAUUGAUGAUGACAAUGACACUAAUGAUACACAUGAUAAUGAAAAGCAUAAUGAGGGUGAUGUGAAUAUGGAUGAUACUGAUGAAAGUGAUGAAAAUGAUAAUGACGUAAAUAUAGAUUAUGAAGGAGAGGAAUAUAAAGGGGUUGAUAGAUUUAGGGAAGAACAUGAACAUGAUGAUGAUGAAGAUGACGAAGACGAAGACGACGAUGAAGAUGAAGAAGAAUUUUAUUCUGCUAUUGAAGAUGGACCAAGGGAUUUAAACAAAAUAAAUUCUACGUUAUUGAUACUAAGUGCAUUAAAAAUUAUGAAUGUCUUAUUCAAGAAAGCACCUACAUUUUAUUUACAAGCUUUUGAAAGAGAAGGUUUAAUUAAUGAUGUCAAAACUAUUAUUCAGCAAUUCAAACCUCAUAAAAAAUCUCGUAAAAUUCAUUCAUCAUCAAAUUUUGAUUCUCCAAUGAGAUCAUCAUUUGGUAAUAAAUUCAUUGAUUUAGAAUUUUCAAAAGAUUAUGAAUAUAAAACUUCACUUAUAUCUACCUACUAUAAAAUUGAACAAACCGGUUUAGAUAUUGUUUCUAAAUAUAAAGAAAUCAAAUUAUCAGAACAAAAUGAUGUUUCUGAACAUAUGACUAUAUUACAAAAUAUUAAACAAGUUUUAUCUGAUCCAAGAGAAACAAAACUUUAUACAUAUGAUCAAUGGAUGGAAGUAUGGGAUAAAUUAAAAUAUGCAUUAAAUGGAGCUUCAAAUAAUUCUCAAGUUUCAAGUUUUGAAUUAAUUUCAUCUGGAUUAAUUGAUCUGUUAACUAAUUUAUUUACAUCGAAUGAUGUUGAUUUUAGUAUAGAAACAAAUUUAUCAUAUAGUACAUUUGUUGAUAGUUUUUUCCAAAAUGGAUUUAAUGAUGCUAAAUCAUUAAUUCAAAAAUUACUUGAAACUUUAACAAGAUCAGAAUCUUUUGAUAUUGUUUCAAUUGGUAAUAAUAAUAAUUCAAAUCAUUCUUCAAAUCAAAGUCAAACUACUUUAAUGGCUAAUCAAAUUAAAUUAAAAUUAACAGCAGAAGGUGAUAUGGGUGAUUUGAAUUUACCAACAAUUAUGAAAAAUAUGUCAUUAUCAGUUCAUGCUAUUGCAACUUUUAAAUCAAUAUUAUCUUAUUUAAAACAAAGAAUUAAUUUUAUGGAAACUAUGAGUAAUAUUGGAUUAAAUAAACAUGAAAAUAUUGAUGAAAAGAAAAAUAAUGAAUUUAAUAUUGAAUUUUUAAUUAAUGGAGAAGUCAUUCCUUUGGAAACAACUAUUUAUGGAGCAAUUUAUAGAUCAAUUCAAACUAAACCUGAUGAAGUUGUUGAACCAAGUAAAAUUUGGUCAUCUGUUCAUAAUGUUACAUUCAGAAAAGUUUGUAGUGAAGUUAGUCGGGAUAAUUUGCAUAAUAAUUAUAAUUUUAAUUUCAAUGAACAUGAAUUAGAUGUUUAUGAUAAAACAACAAUUAGUAUUUUAAAAUUAUUAAAAGUUUUAUUUAAAAUGAAUGUUUUCAUUGGUAGUACAGGUAGAAAAAAUAUACCAGUAAAAGAUUUUACAAAUUGGAAAUUAACAGUAAAAUUAAAUCGUCAAUUAGAAGAACCUUUAAUUGUUGCUAGUGGUACAUUACCAGGAUGGAGUAUUCAUUUAACAAAACAAUUUCCAUUUAUUUUCCCAUUAGAAACAAGAAUUUUUUUUUUACAAUCAACAUCAUUUGGUUAUUCAAGAUUAAUUCAUCAAUGGCAAUUAAGAAUUAAUCAAAAUUAUGAAAAUGAUCAUAAUAAUCGUACAAAUAAUAAUAAUCAUAAUUCAAAUAAUUCAAAUCAAAGACCUCAAUUAGGUAGACCAACGAGACAUAAAGUUAGAAUUACAAGAUCAAUGAUGUUACAAAGUGCAUUAAAAGUAUUAGGAAUUUAUGGAUCAACUCCAGGUAUAUUAGAAAUUGAAUAUUUUGAUGAAGUUGGGUCCGGAUUAGGUCCAACAUUAGAAUUUUAUUCAACUGUUUCAAAAGAAUUUUGUAGAAGUAAAUUACAAUUAUGGAGAAAUAAUGUUCAACCAAUAAUGUCUAUUAAAGAUGAGAAAAAACAUAAUGAUGAAGGAUAUGUUGAUAAUUCAAAUGGAUUAUUCCCACAACCAAUGGAUAGAGAACAACUUAGUAGUGAAAAUGGUAAAAAAAUAAUAUAUAUAUUUGCAUCAUUAGGAAAAUUUAUUGCAAGAGCAUUAUUAGAUUCAAGAAUUAUUGAUUUUAAUUUUAAUCCGAUUUUUUUAAAAUUAGUUCAAUUAUUAAAUUUAAAAUCUCCUCAUUCUCAUAUAAAUCAAAAAUUUAUAAAAAAAUUUACAACAAUAUCAAAUUUAAAAUUAGUUGAUCCUCAAUUAUCAAAAUCAUUAAAUCAUUUAAAUAAAUAUUUAAUUGAAUUUAAAUCAUAUAUGACUGAAGAAGAAUGUAAUUCUAUUGAAAUUGAUGGUGCUACUAUAAAAGAUUUAGGACUUUAUUUUGAAUUACCAGGAUAUCCAGAAUAUAAUUUAAUUAAUGGUGGAUCAAAUAUUCCAAUUACUGCAAAUAAUUUAGAAUUAUAUAUAAAUAAAGUACUUGAAGCUACAUUAUAUUCAGGUAUAAUUCAUCAAACAAAAGCAUUUAUGGAAGGAUUUUCAAAAGUAUUUCCAAUAAAUUCAUUAAUUAUAUUUUCACCAAAUGAAUUAGUUCAAUUAUUUGGUAGUAAUGAAGAAGAUUGGUCAAUUGAUACAUUAUCAUCUGCAAUAAUUGCAAAUCAUGGUUAUACAAGAGAAUCAAAAAUAAUAAAAGAUUUAAUUUCAAUCCUAGUUGAAUUCAAUGAUUUAGAAAAAAGAGAAUUUUUACAAUUUUUAACUGGGUCCCCCAAAUUACCUAUUGGUGGGUUUAAAGCAUUAAGACCAGAAUUAACAGUAGUUAGAAAAAGAGCAGAAGAUGGUUUAAAAGAUGAUGAUUAUUUACCAAGUGUUAUGACUUGUGCUAAUUAUUUAAAAAUUCCAAAUUAUUCAUCAAAAGAAAUUAUGAAAGAAAAAAUUUUACAAGCUGUAAAAGAAGGAGCUGGAGCUUUUUUACUUUCAUAG
This is a messenger RNA of Lodderomyces pseudojiufengensis, 5382 nucleotides long. RefSeq names its product putative ubiquitin-protein ligase. Gene Ontology annotation, biological process: protein polyubiquitination; proteasome-mediated ubiquitin-dependent protein catabolic process. Bases 1 to 5382 code for a protein of 1793 amino acids. Gene Ontology annotation, cellular component: nuclear speck. The transcript has a single exon. Lineage: Eukaryota; Fungi; Ascomycota; Pichiomycetes; Serinales; Debaryomycetaceae. The record is from RefSeq and is a predicted model, not a curated record. Gene Ontology annotation, molecular function: ubiquitin protein ligase activity.